AUGCACUCCGAGCAAGCCAUCUUCAUGUCCAUUGGUGAAAAAAAAUCUCACAGAAAAAGAUUUUAUGUUGUGAAAGAAUUUGCUGCAUUUAUGUUGUUGAUUCAUAAAAGCAAAAUUAGCAAACGUGAGCUAUGUGCAAGUUCCUAUGGGAUCAAAUUAUUGCCAGAUGGCCAAUUUGUAUUUGCGGUAGUCAGUAUUGUAAGUAAAUAUGUUGGAGAAGAAGGGGGAAAGGAAGAUAAAGAAAACUUAAUCCAGGGAACUAAGAUGACAAAAUGCUAUUACGUUUGGAUGUUUCAUUGCAAAAUAUGCUAUGCGGCGACGAAAACUGAAGUUAAUCAUAAGAAGGAUUUAAGGGGGGAUAAAGAAAUGAUGAGUUUGUCUUUGAAAUUCGUUCACUAA
Clunio marinus is the source of this 399-nucleotide messenger RNA. NCBI's taxonomy places the organism in Eukaryota, Metazoa, Arthropoda, Insecta, Diptera, Chironomidae. The record is from the annotation of a GenBank genome assembly.